ACACACAGUGACCCACAAGGAAGGAAGCAGAGAAGAAGAAGUACAUGAUGACUAGAUGAGGCCAAAAUCUUAGCGGGUUCUGUUGUGCUGAGCAUCUCUCUCAAGGAGCCGAUACCCAAGUGCUAUUUCUUAUUGUUUUAUUUGUAAUUCUUGAAAUUUGACUUGAUUGAUUUGUGAUCUUCAAAUGGGGAGGAACCCAGACCAGAUUUUGAUUUGAUAUCUUCAUUGUUCCAUCCAUGCUGAACAUGAGGGAUUGAAAGGAUUGGUUCGAAUUUCGAAAUAACUGUGGUGUUUUACUUGCUUGGUAGAGAAAUAAGAGAAUGGGUUGUUUCUCGUGCUUCGGUUCCAAGGAGGAGGAGGAGCUGAAUCUGAGAAAGGGGGGCGAUGAUAAACAGGAAGCCCAGACUACAGUGAAUUCGAAUGUUUCUCGAUUGGCUUCUGGAGCGGACCGACUCAAAUCAAGAAACAAUACAGAGUUAAGAAGGGAAUCAUCAGGUUCAAGGGAUGUACUACCUGAUGUUCAUAUUGCUGCUCAUACAUUCACCUUUCGGGAGCUGGCAGCUGCGACAAAGAACUUCAGGCCAGAGUCCCUCUUAGGGGAGGGAGGAUUUGGGAGAGUUUACAAAGGGCUCCUUGAGAGCACGGGUCAGGUUGUGGCUGUGAAACAGCUGGACAGAAAUGGUCUUCAGGGGAACAGAGAAUUUCUGGUUGAGGUUCUCAUGCUUAGCCUUCUACACCAUCCUAACUUGGUCAAUUUAAUAGGUUACUGUGCCGAUGGGGAACAGAGGCUUCUUGUCUAUGAGUUCAUGCCAUUGGGUUCAUUGGAAGAUCAUCUCCAUGAUCUUCCACCUGAUAAAGAACCACUUGACUGGAACAAGAGAAUGAAGAUUGCAGCUGGUGCAGCUAAAGGUUUGGAAUACCUGCAUGACAAAGCAAAUCCUCCUGUUAUCUACAGGGACUUCAAAUCAUCCAAUAUAUUAUUGGAUGAAGGGUUCCAGCCGAAGCUUUCUGAUUUUGGGCUUGCAAAGCUUGGUCCGGUUGGGGACAAGUCACAUGUCUCCACCAGGGUCAUGGGCACUUACGGUUAUUGUGCUCCUGAGUAUGCCAUGACUGGACAACUGACAGUGAAGUCUGAUGUCUACAGUUUUGGGGUAGUCUUCUUGGAGUUGAUUACUGGACGUAAAGCAAUUGAUAGUACCCGAGCUCAUGGAGAACAGAAUCUUAUCGCAUGGGCACGCCCCUUGUUCAAUGACCGCCGGAAGUUAUCAAAACUGGUAGAUCCUCAAUUACAAGGUCGAUAUCCAAUGCGUGGGCUUUACCAGGCACUUGCUGUGGCAUCGAUGUGUAUCCAAGAACAGGCUGCUACCCGCCCGCUCAUCGGUGAUGUGGUCACUGCCCUGUCCUACUUGGCAUCCCACACAUAUGACCCCAAUGCACCUCUUGCUCAUAACAACAGAGGUAGUGGAGAUGAGAGAAGAAACAGAGGUGGGGUGGACAGGGAUGAGAGAGGUGGAAGAGUUACCAAGAGUGAUGAUGGGGGAGGGUCUGGACGCAAGUGGGACUUCGAGGGAUCAGAGAAGGAUGACUCACCAAGGGAAACAGCAAGAAUGUUAAACAGGGAUUUGGAUAGAGAAAGAGCAGUCGCAGAGGCCAAAAUGUGGGGAGAGAACUGGCGAGAAAAAAGGAGGCAAAGUGCACAAGGUAGUUUGGAUAGUGCGAACGGGUAGAGUCCACAUGAUAUAUCGCAACUCCCAACUCCCCACCGUGGUUCUGUCCAUGCUUUCUUGCCAGAGGGAGUGAGAAACUUGUGAGAAUUUUCUCAGAGGACUACAACCACAAAAAGCUUUUCUUAGCUUUUUCACCCAAUUCUCAUAGCCACUCAAAUUUCAGGGAAAAGAGAAGACCUUUGAGAAUAGUGUAUAUUAAUUUAUCAGAGAGGAUAAAGAAAAUGAGUCUUGUAACCUUUCAACUUUGGAAUUUUGGAUGGUCUGAACCAUCAAAAUCUCAAUUGUUGUGAAAGCUUGAAGGAAUUUUGUGAUUAA
Messenger RNA from Macadamia integrifolia, 2042 nucleotides. RefSeq names its product serine/threonine-protein kinase PBS1-like. Gene Ontology annotation, biological process: protein phosphorylation. Gene Ontology annotation, molecular function: protein kinase activity; ATP binding. The transcript is spliced from 5 exons. Bases 321 to 1727 code for a protein of 468 amino acids. Lineage: Eukaryota; Viridiplantae; Streptophyta; Magnoliopsida; Proteales; Proteaceae. The record is from RefSeq and is a predicted model, not a curated record.